Elgaria multicarinata webbii is the source of this 5215-nucleotide messenger RNA. RefSeq names its product UDP-glucuronosyltransferase 1-6-like. Gene Ontology annotation, molecular function: UDP-glycosyltransferase activity. The coding region runs from base 96 to 1697 and encodes 533 amino acids. The transcript has 5 exons. The record is from RefSeq and is a predicted model, not a curated record. NCBI's taxonomy places the organism in Eukaryota, Metazoa, Chordata, Lepidosauria, Squamata, Anguidae.
GUUCUGCUUCAUAAUCUGCAUUAAAAGGAUAAAAGAAGCUAGCACAAGGUACGCAAGGGGGUCCUUCCAUUGAUGACAUUUUUGUGAACAGAGUGAUGGCUUUUGUUUUUCAUCAGCCUGGGAGCUUGGCUGUAUGGCUUCUCUCUUUGCUUACCAUCUUCACCUUCAUUGAAAGUAAGAAGCUGCUAGUGCUACCUCAAGAUGGAAGUCACUGGCUCAGCAUGUCUGCUGUCGUGCAAAAGCUCAGCGAACGAGGUCAUGAGAUAACAGUGGUGGCACCAGAAAUUAAUUUGCUCUUAAAAGGAUCGAAAUAUUACAAGCAGAAAACAUAUGCUGUGCCAUACACACAGGUGGAUCUUGAUGCUGGAUUUCAGAAGUUUGCAAGAAACCUAUUCCAUAAGGUUUCUUUUCCUUACACAAUUCUUCAAGAGUAUCGGAACAACAUGUAUGUAAUAAAUAUGUUUUUUGACAAUUGUGACAGCCUUCUGAAGAAUGCAGAACUCAUAAGGUACCUGGAAGACCACCAAUUUGAUGCACUUUUUACAGAUCCAGCUUUGCCAUGUGGAGUCAUCCUAGCUGAAUAUCUUUCCAUCCCUUCUGUAUACUUCUUUCGUGGAUUCCCAUGCAAUUUAGAGCAUGCAAUUUGUAAGUCUCCAAACCCAGUUUCCUAUAUCCCAAGAUGCUAUACCAAGUACACAGACCAAAUGACUUUCAUUCAACGUGUGGUUAAUCUGUUCGUUAAUUCUGUAGAGACGUCACUUUUUAAGACUCUAUAUAACAAAUAUCAGGAUAUUGCUUCAGAGUUUCUACAGCGAGAUGUUCACUUACCAACACUUUACAGAAAUGGUUCAAUCUGGCUUUUGCGUUAUGACUUUAUCUUUGAGUAUCCGAGGCCUCUCAUGCCCAACAUGGUCUUUAUAGGAGGCAUAAACUGUGAAGAAGGGAAAGUCCUGCCUGUGGAAUUUGAAACCGUAGUUAAUAAAUCUGGUGAACAUGGCAUUGUGGUGUUUUCUUUGGGUUCAAUGGUCUCUGAAAUUCCAAUGAAAAAAGCCAUGGAAAUUGCAGAAGGAUUGGGAACAAUACCUCAGACGGUGCUGUGGAGGUAUACCGGAGAAGCUCCACCCAACCUUGCCAAGAACACAAAGCUUGUUAAGUGGCUUCCACAAAAUGAUCUACUUGCUCAUCCAAAAGCCAAAGCCUUUAUCACUCAUGCAGGUUCCCAUGGGAUCUAUGAGGGGAUCUGCAAUGCGGUGCCAAUGGUAAUGUUGCCACUUUUUGGAGACCAAAUGGACAACGCAAAACGGGUGGAAUCUCGAGGGGCAGGAGUGACUCUGAAUGUACUUGAAUUGACUUCGAAGGACCUGUCUGAUGCACUGAAGGCUGUCAUUUAUGACAAAAAGUAUAAAGAGAACAUCCAGCAUCUCUCAGACCUUCACUUGGACAGACCCAUCCACCCUAUUGAUCUUGCAGUGCAUUGGGUAGAGUUUGUGAUGAAGCACAAGGGGGCUCCCCAUUUGCGGCCAGCAGCCCAUGACCUUAACUGGAUCCAGUACCACUCGAUUGACGUCAUUGCCUUCCUCAUGGCUGUAGCACUGAUUGCUCUAUUCGUCUCAUUGAAAUGUUGUAUGUUUUGCUGUAGGAAGUGUUUCUGCAAAAGUGGAAGAUUGAAUAAGAAAAGCAAAUCAAAAUCCCAGUAAAAUGAGAUGGGUUGUGACAGAGGAAGGGGAGUAUAAUGAAAUGGGCUUUGUUCAAGGAGAUCAUAAAACAUCACAGCAUACCUAGGGCCAAUUUGCAGGCAUUCUUUUAAAAUACAACAACAUACCCAGUGACUUGCAUGAGUCACUGCCAUGCCUACAUGCAAGUAAAAUAGCUUGACCAAUGAAAUAUAGACAUAAGCAACCUUAUCUUCAGGGGACCUAUGAACUUCCAGAUAGACUCCAGAGCUGUGUAGUUCAUCAAUCUAAAGGAAUAAUUUGUGUACACAGCUGGUGGGUCAGGACCCACAAAUGGGUAACACCACAACCUAGGAUCUGUCAUACUGUGGCACGUAUCGCAAUUUGGGUGGGUGUGUUCUUCUAAGAAAAGGAGAAUAAAAAGGCCAAGGAAGAACACAAACAGAAUUACAAGGUAGCAAAUGAAUAUAGAGGACUAUUGUGCCUUUAACAGCUGCAUGGGAGAGGGGAUUUUUGACAGCUAUAGCUUAUGUAGAGAUGAAAAAUGCUGCAGCUGUGAGAAUUUCCUCUUUGACAGGAACUCUGCCCUCCUUUCCGUCUAGUCAUUCUGGAAGGAGAAGGACACAGGUGGGCAUAUCUAAUACAGAAUUAAAAAUGGAUUCUCUAUGACUAAAAGUGGGGCUAAAAGUGGGUCCUAGGCAUGAGAAGGUUGGAAAUUACUGGUGUAUACUAUUCAGUUGCACAAGUUAGUUGAGUCUCUAGGAAUGCGUGUUACUGCUGACCAAAAUCAGUAUUAUGAAAAUUGGCUCCAAGUAUGAGCUCCAUCACAUCUGUGAUUUAUCGCACAUUCGCCAUGCCUGGUGUGCAGUUUUGCAGCUAGGUACUCACAUGACAUCGUCUCUGCCCUGCACUCAUUUCACCUCUUCCCCUCCAUGUUUCGUUUCUUUUUGGAAUGGGGAAAGUCUGUUUGUCCCCCUCCAUGCGAAAUAAAUGCGCUCCUCCCUCCCGUGUAUUGCUAUCAUUGCGUUCUAUCCAACCAUCCUGUUCUCUGUUGAGAGUGUGUGUGUCUAAGGGCGGUCUCACUAACAAAAGAGGAGCACAGUGCAGUUCCCUGCUCAACUGUGAAGGGGAGGGAAAGAGGUCCCGUUUAACUCCAUGUUAUUACUCCUGAGUAGGCAUGACCAGGGGUACAUUUUCACCUUAAAAGAAAUGUAGAAAAUGCACCCUCCUUGCCUGUAGCUCCCUCAUUUUCAAAGAUAAAGAGGUGAAACUUAGGACCUUGAAAGCUCUCAAGUAGAGCUUUCAGCAUGCCAAGUUUGAAUCAGAUUGGUUCAUUCCUUGAUUUUCUAGGAUUUUAAAAAAUAUUUUCCCCUUUAAAGGAAAAUCGUUCCUUCACAAAUGCAAAGAGGUGGACUUUUGCACUGGUGGACUUUUGCACUGGCAGACUAUCAGGAAAAUGGUAUAAAGGGGGAAAUUUUUAAAAACAUUUAAAAAAUCAAGGGAUAAACUGAACUGAUUCAAACUUGGCAUGGCUAAAGCCCUCCAUAAGCGCUAUAACUGUGCUAAGUUCAAUCUCUUUAUCUUUAAAACUUACACAGAUGUAAGCAUAUUUGUUAAUUUCCAUUUUUAAAAAAUCCUUAAAAUCAAGGCAAGAAUGGAUCUGAUUCAAACUUGGGGUGGCUAAAGCCCUCCUUAAGAGCUAUCACCAUGCCAAGUUUGAUCUCUUUAUCUUUACAAAUUAUGCAGAUGUAAGAAUUUUUGUUACCUUGAAACAAAGGAGGGGACCUACCACCUUUACAAAAGAAAUUAGUUAAAAUGAUUGUUCAUCUGCCCACCCUUUGAAACAAGCAAAACAGGCCUUCUCUCCUCCUCCCCUGUAAACCUUUCCCAAGCCAAGGGGCAGCAACAGCCUCGGCCCAGGCACUCCCUCCUGCUUCUUCCAAACGGCCUCCCUUCCUUGGAGUUAAAUAUGAUCUUAGGGGAAAGUAUAGUGUCUUGUUUUACCAUAAUUGGACAGUUUCAGGCUGCUGUACUAUUGUAUUUGGCAGAAAUAAAGAAUUUUUUUAAAAAAAUAAAAAAUAAAUUAACUGCAAGGGAAAGGAGAAUGUAGGGGGCGGGGAGGGAGAUUUUGCCGGCAUAGUAGCAGUAAGGUGAAAAGACGCAUGAGCUGAAAGAGUGCAACAACACAGAGAUGUGAAAGUGCCUGGCACUUGACUCGCUAAGGAAACGGAGGGCGAAACCACGGAAGAAAACUGGAUAAAAAAAGUAGGUGUGAUGGAGCUCUCGAAGUGCUUUCAAAAUAUAAUUGACUUCAAAGAUGGGUCUCCUCUUUGCUGCCAUUUCAAUGUGUUUGUCAUUUAGUGCUUUUCAUUUCAAUGUAUUCAUUUAGGAAAUUCUGAUAUGAUUGUUAAGGAUAAUUUGUGCACAAAAAGACAUUCAUGGCACUAGAACAGCCUUCCAUUUCUUCUUUUCCUCAGAAAGGUCAUUUUUGUGGCAGCCUUUAUUUUAUCUCCUCUAACAUAAGGAGUCCUGUGAUCUGUCACAGUACUCCAAUUUCUAGAGGCCUAAGUGGGAGUCUUUUCAGAAACAAGGUUACAGGAAUGUUGAUGGAGCAAUAAGUAGAGGAAGGAGCCUAGCCCUGCUGAUUUGCUGCAGCCAGCGGAGGCGGUAGGGGAUGUUUUCGGUCCCCCGCCCUGCCCUGCCCCUGCUCCUGGUAGAUCUUUCUUUAUUUUCCCUCCUACUCAAAGCAACAUGAGGGGAAAUUACUACGCUGGCCCUAUCAAGUAGAUCAAAGGUCACCUCAACACGCUCUAUCUGUUGAGGUGAACAUUGAUCUACUUGAUAGGGCCAGCGUAGUAAUUUUCCCUCACGUUGGGCACCUCAACACGCUCUAUCUGUUGAAGUGAGAACGCCUGCUGGCAGAAAAUAUGCACGGACACAGCUUUCUGCAGAAGGACCGGGGUUGGGGGAAUGCGCCACUCCCUCUGAACUCCUUUCUACUGGCGAAGGGGCAACUUCCACCGUAUCCUAAAUGCCCUUCUCUCUCCUGCAGCAAGGGUUAGGUUUCCUCUUUUAGGGUGUGAGUAUGUAUAUAUAGUCUGGGUAGAAACAUUCCCAACCCCAGUCCCGUAUGGUGUGGGUGUUACUCUGCACGCACUGCAGAUGGUGGCUCGCACAAAGCCAUCUAAUGAGUCCAUGGCAGUGGUGAGAUGCGUAGAACACUUUGCUAGCCACAACACUUCACCAGUAGAGCAGACUUGCGAAUCUCAGUGCCAAAGAAACCAUAAUCAGGCCAGCAGCAACUGUUGACAAAAACCAGGCUGGCUGCAAGCAGCCCCACUCCCCAAACAUUCUCACUACUCAGAUAAAUCUGUCUCCUACUUGACUUGCCCUCAAAGUGAGGUUAUUUUUUUUAAAAAAAAUGUGAAAACGUUCUCUAGUUAGCACCAUGUGAUUAUUGUGUAAAUCUAAAUGGAACAGUAAAUUACCUCUGCUGAUCUUUGUAACUGAUAUUCUGCAAAUAAAUCUACAGUAACAUUGAA